UCACGCGUUUGAGUAUCGAUAAGAAACUACCGCAUAUUUCCGGUUGAAGUUAUAAAUAAUAGUAAUGCAAUUUAAAAAUUGUUACGUACUAUAACACCAGCUCGCAUUUUGACCCGAUUACAACAUGGGAGACGCUGUGGAAGCCCUCUUCAUCAGCACGAGCAGCGAGGACAACACGACAUGCAGCGUGCAGGAUUUGCGGACUGGCACCGACCUGAUGCGUUACAAGGGCGGCGGAUGCGCCCAGCACCACAGCCUGGACAUGAUCCACCUGAACUACGUGAUGGCGGCGAACUCAGCGAAGCCACUGCUCCACGUGUGGCCCAUCAACAAGCAGGAGCAGAUGGCCGGAUUGCGGUUCGUGGUGCCCGGCAAAGUCAACGCCUUGGCCCUGACGCCGGAUGGGAGCUUUUUGGUAGCCGCCAUCCAGGAGAACAUCUACCUGUGGCACAUGAACUCCGGCCGUAUGCUUAACACCCUCUCGAAGCACUACCAGGCGAUCACUUGCCUGCGCUUCACGGACAACGGCGAGCACUUCAUUAGCGGCGGCAAGGACGGAGCUGUGCUGGUCUGGGAUCUCACAUUCUCCGCCGCCCCACUGGACACGGGCGGGGGCAAAGAUAGCACGGAACCGCUGUACAGCUUUAAUGAUCACGGUCUGGCGGUCACCGAUCUAUACUCCGGCAUCGGAGGCAUCCGCUCAUAUCUGUACACGGUGUCGCUGGAUCGCUGCUGCAAGGUGUACGACCUGUGCGGUGGCGUCUUGCUGCUGAGUGUGGUGUUCCCAGUGGCCCUGCACAGCGUGAUCGUCAACAAGAUGGAGACCAAGGUGUAUGUGGGCUCCGGUGACGGCAAGGUGUUUGUCUUUCACAUGGAAAAUGCGCCACGCAUGAAGGAAUACCAUCUGGAGGAGGAGGAAAUCCAGGCCUUUGUGGGCCACACACCCGGCAAGGCCAUCACCUGUCUGGCACUGAAUUUAAGCGCCUCAACGCUGGUCUCCGGGGGCGAGGACAAUCAGGUAUGCGUCUGGGACGUGGGCAGCCGGCAGCUCAUCAAGAGUCUUUCCCAAAAAGGCGCCGUAACCAACCUGCGCAUCCGCCUGCUCAGUCCAGCCAUCUUUCUGCCGGAGCACAAGCAGCCGCAGCUAUUCGCCGACAGUCUAAAGCGGAUGAUCAGUCCGCCGGAUGAGAACGAAGGUAUCGAGCUGUUUAUAGAGCAGGACUAUUCCAGUGGACGCAAAACACCAGAGCUGGACUACACCCAAAGUUACCCGGGCACGGAUGAGGAGAUAUUACUCAAGCUUAUAGCGUCCAUGAGUACGGGAAAGGAUAAGAAUAAGGAGGACGAGGACGAGGACGAAGAAGUUGAAGCUGAAUCCGAAGCUAUAGAUGUCGAGUCCGCAGCAGAGGACGGUGAUUCGGAGGUCGAAGAAGUAGAAUCCGAAGCCGAGGAAAUGGAAACCACCAAGGAAGCGGAGUCCGAAGAAUCGGAUGCAGAAUCGGAAACAGACUCACCACAGACAAACGACGUCAACGUGCAAAAGCUGCUGGCCGAGAACGCCCGCCUCAAGGAGGAAUCAAAGCGCAUGUUCGAGAUCAUGUUCAAGUAUAUUGCUAGCGAUGCCGCUGUCCAGGGUGAAAUCGCAGAAAAGCCAAAACGCAAGAAAGCGCGCCAGACCUAGUGAACCUUAAGUUUGCCUUCCUUCAAUUACGUUUACUUAGGAUUUAGAACAAAAAUACAUGAUAAUAGAAAGAAACAGCA
Molecule: messenger RNA, 1761 nt
Organism: Drosophila yakuba
Lineage: Eukaryota; Metazoa; Arthropoda; Insecta; Diptera; Drosophilidae
Product: WD repeat-containing protein 18
Exons: 2
Coding region: 125-1681 (518 amino acids)
Biological process (GO): DNA-templated DNA replication; rRNA processing
Cellular component (GO): nuclear pre-replicative complex
Molecular function (GO): protein binding
Source: RefSeq, a predicted model, not a curated record